AGACUCCCCUGCAUUUAGGGCAGAUACAGAAUUGUUUGUCGAUUGUCGCCUAGAACUGUGGCUGAUGGUAUCUGCACCUUCCCGAGCUGCUGUACAGACGGGAUGGAUAGUAAUGGAGCCUGAUUCAAGCAUCCUCCCGGCUACUCAAGAUCUUCCGAUUUGCCGUAUCAUAGUUGUUGGACCAGAGCUAAAAGGCGGCGAUGAAGUAUUCAUUCAACUUCAUUUAGCCGAAAAUCUUCAUCCGAAAGCAUUAUGCAUACGUUGGGACCCUGCAAGUCGAUUUGCGAUUUCAAUCAGAGAGCGGGACAUUUAUAGAGAAUUCCAUACCUUUCUCACGACAGAAGGCAUUUUGAAUAUAAUGAAGACGGACUCUCUAGUUGACGUGCUAGACGGGUAUACAUUAGAAGAGAGCCAACUUCUCCAGAGACGUUGCAUGGGAAAAAUAUGGUUGUUUGUGAUAGACAGUCGCGGAAAAAGGUGUAUACCUAAGCAUAUUUCAAUCUAAAGUCACAUGUUUGAAGCUUCUAAGUAGUUGGGAUAGUAUGUACAUCACAUGAUGGUUGUUGCUGUAAACACAUGACUGGUUUCCCCUUUGAGAUAUAUAAAAGUCAAACCUAACUUCAGAACAUCGCCCUCAAGAUCAUGGGUAAAACAACACUUAUCGUAGUGGAUAAAGAGUGUUCCUGCGUGGUAUGAUCUCUUCCUGAAUUCCAACAAGUAAAAAGGAGCAUCAAAUUUGCAUCCUCACCUAAGAUGUCAACAAGAAAGAAAAAUAAAUAAAAAAUAAUUCCCUGCCAGGCCCGAAGCACGCCCAUUCACCUCUUAACAUAUGCAAAAAUAACAAAGAUAUAGCAUGCCUCGGUUUCGAACCAAGGACCU
Molecule: messenger RNA, 879 nt
Organism: Aspergillus alliaceus
Lineage: Eukaryota; Fungi; Ascomycota; Eurotiomycetes; Eurotiales; Aspergillaceae
Exons: 1
Coding region: 65-505 (146 amino acids)
Source: RefSeq, a predicted model, not a curated record